This is a messenger RNA of Pochonia chlamydosporia 170, 894 nucleotides long. RefSeq lists its product as hypothetical. Lineage: Eukaryota; Fungi; Ascomycota; Sordariomycetes; Hypocreales; Clavicipitaceae. Bases 1 to 894 code for a protein of 297 amino acids. The record is from RefSeq and is a predicted model, not a curated record. The transcript has 2 exons.
AUGUCAACCACUAGCUCCAAUGCAUCAGACACCAGCAAUCAAAUGGGCAAACGCCCAAACACGAGAAUUGCGUCGAAUCUGAGCCCUGAACAGCUUGCACGCAAAAGAGCCAAUGACCGCGAGUCACAGAGGCAAAUUCGGAUCCGAACCAAACAACACAUUGCUCGCUUAGAGGAAGAGGUUCACCAUUUCCGAAACACGGAUACUCACCAAGCCAUCCAACGGCUAGAACAUCGCAAUGCUUUCUUGGAGGAGCAGAUGCGGCAGAUGCUCUCCGGUGUCGACAACAGAGCUGCGAAUCAAACCCAAUACAUCUCUGGUCCGUCCUUACCAAACGACCCUGGCCAUGGUUUGUUCCAGCCUGUAACCACGGGAAGCUACUUUGGGUACAGGGAAGAGCUCGCUCCCAGGCCGGUGAGUAGUUCCGGGCUGCCUCCUUUACUCGGUAGUCAGGGUGAACUUGGCCCAGGGAAUACUCAGAAAAGCGAGCAAUUGAGCAAUCCAUCGCUCACAUACCUCAAUAUUCCUCGAGGUGACACAUGGGCACCGCCUAUGACAAGAGCCCUUUCUGCAGAUCGCUCGAGUGUGUCAUCCAUAGGGCCAACGCCUGCUUCACAUGUUACUACUUCUCGUAACAUGGAGGAUAUGCAAAGAACCCUCCGUCCUGCGGCACCUGAUGUAGCGGAUCUGCGAGCUUUUAAUAGUAUGAAUCAGGGCAUGUUGUAUUUGCAAAGAGAUCAUGGUUCUCCCUGGGCUCCAGGCAGACGGGCUGACCAUGGCUAUACCGGUCCACGGCCGACACUGCAUCAACAUCCUGUGCAAUCAAUUGAGAAGCCCUAUGAACCAGAGCCACAUCAGAAUCUGGCUGGAUCUACAUUCCACGGGUUACGAUGA